Sinocyclocheilus anshuiensis is the source of this 4490-nucleotide messenger RNA. RefSeq names its product CREB-regulated transcription coactivator 3-like. The record is from RefSeq and is a predicted model, not a curated record. Gene Ontology annotation, molecular function: cAMP response element binding protein binding. Gene Ontology annotation, cellular component: cytoplasm; nucleus. NCBI's taxonomy places the organism in Eukaryota, Metazoa, Chordata, Actinopteri, Cypriniformes, Cyprinidae. The coding region runs from base 1294 to 3324 and encodes 676 amino acids. Gene Ontology annotation, biological process: positive regulation of transcription by RNA polymerase II; protein homotetramerization. The transcript is spliced from 15 exons.
AAAUUGGUAUUCAGUUUUGGGGCAGGCUUGUGUAUUUUUUUCCUCGGCUUGUUUUCACUCGGAGUGAGGGAUCGGAGUUGACAAAACAAAUGUGUGCCGUGGAGCCACGAAUCGGCGCAUCACAGUUCAGGUGGAUCUAGAUGAUGGACACGGAGAAGAGAAUCCAAAGGAGUACGCGCGGACUACACGAUCAGAUUUCACCGCUACAUUUCACGAAUCAGUAACAUCUAAACAUUUUCUCAGACUCGUAUGACAACAGCGGUCGAUCACUGGUCGGUGGUUGUCCUACCGCAGGACAGUGAGUGUCUGAUGCCGAGUUUGAUUCGCUACCUUACUGCGAAGUUGCUGUCGCGCUUACCUGUUUAUAUGAGUUUUGAAUGCGUAAUGAGGUUUACAUUGGCGAGACCACUUGUUGAAAUCUCACAAAACUAAGUUCAGUGUUGUAGGAAAUACGAUUGAUUGAAUUUACCAUAUAAGUGGGCCGUUUAAAGAGUCGACCCACUGUUUGUUGUCAUUUAUAGUUCGUUUGUGAUAAAUCGGUUGUGAUAUUUCGAUUGUGUCAUAUCGCUCAUUAGCUGGUUAGCUGUCACGCCUGACUUUAUCCUGUAACUGACCGAGCAAUAUCAAUCAAUUACACACAUUUAGACAGUUAUAUCACCAACUGUCUAUCUUAGUUCAUAAAUAAUGGUAGGCACUUAAAUAUUUAUGCGCAAUAACAAAAAUAUACAUAAUUUAAAGUGUUCUCGUCAGAAUCUAAAGUAUUUAGCUCGCUAGCUAGAGUUGUUACUGAACUCGUUUCGUAAAUCCAUGUUAAAUAUUUAAGCUUUUCUGUUUGGCAUUGCACAGUAUUCCACAUUGUUUCCCUAUUUCCCCCCACGAUACCAAGCAAGAGCUGGUUUAGUGAUGCCAAACAAAACUGUCAUAAACACUUGACUAUUUAGCGAUGUCCAGUUUCCUGACAAACUUUUGAGCAAAUUCUGCUCAUCGCCUUUAUACAAAUAUUGGCGUUAUAAGUAUAAAGAAUUCUUAUAUAUCCUCGUUACUUUGCACUUAAGCUGAAUUAAGUCCAUUAAGUCGUUAAUAAUACGGUUUCAUCGCGUUUUCCAGCUCAUUAAUGGUGGCAAAUCUCAUGUCAUUAAAGCCACCUCGUCAAACCUCUCUAAAGCAUCUGGACUGCACUCUUACACGCUUUUCAGACAUGAAAGGACAAAUUAAACACAUUUGACUUCUCUAUCGACAACAUUCAACCGUUAGUUCCCUGCGAAGUUGAUCUCGAAACUCUGCGGCCCAACCAUGUCUGGAUCCCCGGGCUCGAGUGGCUCCAACCCACGGAAGUUCAGCGAGAAGAUCGCGCUGCAUAACCAGAAACAGGCGGAGGAGACGCGGGCCUUCGAGCAGCUCAUGACAGACCUCACCGUCUCAAGGGUGCAGUUCCAGAAGAUCCAGCAGCUCCGUCUGUCACAGAACCGGGCACAGUACUACGGUGGCUCGCUGCCCAACGUCAACCAAAUAGGCAAUGCAAGCACUGAUUUCCAGGGGACUUUUCCCUCCGGACUGGACUCUGUGCGAGGGACCAGACACCAUGGUCUGGUGGAGAGGGUUCAUCGAGACCGCAAUCGGAUCAACUCACCACACUGCAGGCCCAUCGACAAGCACGGGCGGCAGGCUGAGAGCUCUCCAUAUGGAACGAUGUACCUUUCUCCUCCCCCUGACAACAGCUGGAGAAGGGAGCAACCGCCAUGGACCGAAGAGAAACGCCCUGGAUUUAGAUUAAUAUCACAGCUUAACAGAACAAACUCUGACUCAGCUCUGCACACCAGUGCCAUGAGCCCAAACCCACAGGAUCCUUUUGGCAGGAACCAGCAGAUGGGCAGAGGACCUCCUCAGAGAAACGCCAGCAUGAAUGAAGCAGAGGUGGACAAUUCUGGAGAUGUGUUCUCAUUUCAUGCUGUCCCUAAUGAGGAGAAUCUGCUCGGAGUGAAUAAGCCACUGCCAAAACAGUUAUGGGAGGCCAAAAAGGUGCAGUCUCUGUCCUCCCGGCCAAAGUCCUGCGAAGUUCCUGGAAUCAACAUAUUCCCUUCUCCAGAGCAGAAUGCAGGUUUGUCUCACUACCAGGGCACUUUAAACACUGGCGGGUCUCUGCCUGACCUCAGUAACCUGCACUUCCCCUCUCCGCUGCCCACUCCUCUGGACCCCGACGAGGCUGGAUAUCCCAACCUGAGCGGAGGCAGCAGCACCGGCAACCUCCCCGCAGCCAUGAUGCAUCUGGGCAUCGGAAACUCACAAGGGCUGUCAUCCUCUCUAAGCAACCCUUCCAUCCAGGCGUCCCUCACCAACUCUCAGCUACACUCAUCUCUCAGCAAUCCAUCAAUCCACACAUCUCUGCGUCUCUCCUCGCUGUCCAACCCUCCUACGACGGGCCUGGCGAGUUCACCCAGGAGAAGGCCGGCCCCCAUUAGUCCCCUGACACUCUCUCCAGGGGGCGAUCAGAGGCGAAGCCUGGGCAAGCAGCUCUCCCCGACAAUGUCGCCCUCUCUCUCUCCGAUCACACAGGGUGUUGCCUUGGACACCAGCAACUUGCCGAUGGAGCCGCCCCCUCCCUACCCCCUUUACCAGCAAACCCAGCAGCACCUGCAGCAGCAGCAGCAUCAGCAUCAGCAACCUCCUCCCCAGUCCCAUCUGUCUAUUCAGCAGAGCUCCCAGCAUCCAGUGGUGCAGCAACGACCAACAGGUGGCCAACAGCAGCACCAGCAGCACCAGCCUGUGUCCCCACUGCAGAGCGUCCCGCUCGACUUUAAUUCCAGUGCUCACAACAGCAUGGGGGCAUUUUUUAAUGAUCCCUUUAUGGAGCUGCAGUUUUCUGGACGUCAGUCCAAGUGUUCGUCCUAUCAGCAGGAUCAGUAUAAUAUGUUGGAGAAUGUCAUGAGCUCUGUGGCAGGAGGGUUUGACCCUUCUUCCAACCUCUACUACUCCCAGGCUGCCCUCAUGGGCUUGGGCGGUAGCCAUGGCAACCUGCAAGACCACCUUCAGAUGAGGCCCAAUAUGCUCUACUCUAAUUGUGGAGGAGGAGUGCCCAACAUUAUCCUUACAGGUUGGGAUGAUCAAACAGCAGGUCGUUACGACUCCAAUCCCAGCCUCUCUAAGGACAUCAGCAGUGUGUUGUCUGCAGUGCCAGAGUGUUUUGACUCAGAGGGAAUUUUUCCACUGGAGGAUGAACUACGUAUUGAGCCGCUCAGUUUGGAUGGACUGAGCAUGCUCAGUGACCCCGAUAUGGUCCUCCCUGACCCCUCAGUAGAGGACAGCUUUCGCAGCGACAGACUUUGAAGAGCCACAUCAUGCAUGUAUACAUUCAUACAAACAAGUCCACGAACGUGACGACUAAAGCACAGAACCUAUAGCACUCAGAUUUCUAUAAACAUAAAAAGAUCUUUACAUUUUCUUAAACACAAAGCACAUGCAUAAACACUACAUGUUGAUAUAAAGUGAAUCAUCAUGCUCGCAUGAGUCACCCAGACGCCGUCUCUCAGUGGCCGCCAUUGCUCAGCAUGCUCCAUCUGCCUCCCAAGACACCGAUCAUCACUCAACAGAUGUGUGAAACCAAUCUGGAUGCUUCGCACGUGCUUUGACCUGUAAAGACAAUGAAACAAACAAAUAUGCAUGAACACAUGAACCUGCCGUGUAUCUACUCCUUGUGCCGAGUGACAAUCAUGACACCGAAGCCAUAGCAAUGCCAAACCUAUAGCUGGAUCGGCUAUUGCAUUGCUGGUCUAAUUCAAAGCCAUGCAACCAAAACAAAAUGAAUGUGCUUGUUUUACACAUUGCUUUUGGAUGUUAUCAGUAGGUCACACCAGCUUUCAAUAACAUUUCGGUAGCAGCAAAUGGAUGGGACCUUCCUGAAUGUGGAGACGGUGUAAAGAUGACAAUAUGACGUGUUAUGGAACAGAAGUAGCCGACAGCCGGCCUAAUAACAGCCCAUAUUGAUGCACCAAAUGCUGUGAUAUGAGACACCAGCAGGAUGGGUUUAGCCUUCCCCCCUCGCCACACCACCCGAACUCUGUUUCAGUACCAAGACCAGAACAUGUUCGGUGUAAUGAACCGUCUGGCUCGGGCUACUGAGUAGCAGACACAUUUAAACUAACCAACAGUCUCUGGUGUCACUGCCUGAAGUUUAGAACUAAGCUAACCGCAUGAUAAUGCUGUGCGACAGGUUUUCAAUCAGCGUUUCAGCGAUCACUUUGCUGGCCCGUAGAUGAGCCAAAGCCACUCAUACACGCUCCAGGCUGUGAAAACUCAGUCCGUCCUUUAGAAUGUGGCCAGUGCCCCUUAUUCAAAUGACAGGAGAUGAGAAUUCAAUUAAUUAUACCUCUCUUCCUGCACAGUGACGUACUAUAAAGAGAGGGGAAGUGUAGAUGAUGUGUAUAGAGCAUUAUUUUGCAUAUUUUUUGUAUAAAAAGAAAAAAACGAUAAAAGAGAGCUUUGCCACAUAUAUA